Messenger RNA from Halichondria panicea, 1637 nucleotides. RefSeq names its product SWI/SNF-related matrix-associated actin-dependent regulator of chromatin subfamily A-like protein 1. Gene Ontology annotation, molecular function: ATP binding; ATP-dependent chromatin remodeler activity. The coding region runs from base 1 to 1209 and encodes 402 amino acids. The record is from RefSeq and is a predicted model, not a curated record. Lineage: Eukaryota; Metazoa; Porifera; Demospongiae; Suberitida; Halichondriidae. The transcript is spliced from 6 exons. Gene Ontology annotation, biological process: DNA repair; replication fork processing.
AUGCAUCCUGGUAGACCCUCAGCUAGUGGCAGUGGAGGAAUGUCUACUGAGCAGCUGCAGAGAAUGGAGGCAAACAGAAGAAGAGCUCAAGCCAAACUAACAGCCAAGAGAGUGGCUCCACCCCACACUGGUGUGCAGGGACCUCCUCCUGCAAAGAUACACGCUUACACUACGUCUGCAGUUACAACAUCAAAGAUGGCGUCUACCUUCUCUAGUUCGAGUUCCUAUGACAACGUUAGAUCUCAUCCUAAUUCUGCUGAAGCUAGCCGCUCAAGUUCCAGUGCCAGAAAUCAAGUACAAGAAUCAAGAUCGGCUAAUCCUCUAAUAUCACACCAAGGCAGCUCCAGCAGCACAAAGACGCUAUCAUUACCAAGAACAGGAACAUUACACAAUGAACUCCCAUCAUCAAUGACAUCUCAAACUGGUCUCCAACAACCACCAUUUUAUUCCAAACCGUCCACUCCUCACUUGUCUACAUUGUCCCAUAACUCUCCUCCGAAAUCGGCACCUAAUGUUCCAGUAAAUUCGAGAAUUCCUCCGUUCUACUCUAAGCCACCUCUGAAUGCACUUCAUCCCAUCACCUCGGUACCGGAUGCUUCCAUUAAAGUGGCAGCAGCGAUGAGCUGCAAGCCGCCACCAUCACUACCGCCUGACCACCCUCCCCCUGUGAAGUGUACCCAACUGAGAGACAAGAAGAAGGCACGGGUUUGUAUGGUGUCCAGGACAAGGCUGGAGGUCAAGGUGCAGUACGAUCAUGACCUCAUCGAAAUAUUCAAGAAGAUGUCUACAAGAGCUUACAAUACCAAAACGUCCUUAUGGAGCUUUGGAAUAGAAGACUACAAUUCACUGGUUAAAGCUAUCCAGAGCAGCUGCAAGCAUGUGGAGUUGGACCUAAUACCCAGACCUGUCAUAAACCUGUUCCUAUCACAGCUACAGGCACAGUCCCAUUCCAUACAGGCCCAGUCCCAUCCCAGUGUCAUUGACUGGAGCAGGAUUGAGACAAAGUUGAGCACCGCUCUGAUGGAGUUUCAAAAAGAAGGAGUGGAAUACUCGAUCAAGCGUGAUGGCCGAGUGUUGAUAGCUGAUGAUAUGGGACUAGGCAAGACACUUCAGGCCAUAGCCGUCAUGUCCUACUACCGCUCUGAUUGGCCCCUCCUCGUAGUGUGCCCCUCAUCAGUGAGACUCACCUGGGCUGAGGCCUUCAAAUGAUGGAUUCCUUCACUGGUGGAUGCUGAUAUUAAUGUUAUCCUAACGACAAAGGGGUGUGGCUCGUUCUGCCUCGUGAAUAUCAUUAGCUAUGACUUGCUGGUCAGAGAGCGCAGUACUCACAGCCAAGGAUGCAACACAAAAGACUCUGAUGGACUGUUUCAGGGAUUUGGUAUCAAAGUCUGAAAUGGACCAGCUAUCAAACUUUGACGAUACAUUGGAACUAGACACACCAGGUACUAGUGUGUCAUAACGUUAUAGUACCAUACCACAGUCACUCAUUUAAUCACUACUUUAUUUAUUACUGCUUCACUGGAAUUCUUUUAUUAAUACCGCUCAAUUUCUGUAGUUGAAGUUUCAAAGUUCAAUGAUUUUUGGCAUUGCUUUUAUAUCGAAAAGUUCUUAUGGAAUCAUUAUUGGUUAUAACUGAA